Messenger RNA from Thelazia callipaeda (thelaziosis nematode), 1455 nucleotides. The record is from the annotation of a GenBank genome assembly. Lineage: Eukaryota; Metazoa; Nematoda; Chromadorea; Rhabditida; Thelaziidae.
AUGCCUGUAAUGUUUAGCGCAUUUGUCACUGAAAGCACGGAUGAAUGUUCAACAAAUGGUACCUUUCACACUGAUAAAAAAUUGAUUGCUAAAUGCAUGGAAAAUUCUCUUAUUUCACAGUUUAGUUUACAUGGUAACCAGCGAUAUCUUGCCGAAUGGACUACUUCAGCAUUUAUGCUUGGUAAUAUGAUAGGUGCUAGUACGUUGACGCGUCUGUCAGACAGGUAUGGACGAAGGCCAGUUCUAGUGUUCAGUUUAUUGGCACUUGGUAUUACCGGUUUGUUGUGUGCUUUAGCCAACAGCAUUACCAUGUUUGCUGUCUGUCGUUUGUUGCAGGGCAUUUGCUCUCCAGGGUCAUUACUAGUAGCAUGGGUACUUAGCUAUGAAAGUGUACCAAUUGGUUUACGUGGUUUUGUCACAUUGAUAUACGGUCUUAUGUGGGUCAUUGGCUAUUGUACAGUGGCACCAUUGGCAUAUUUUGUGGUGAACUGGAGAUGGUUAAUUGUUUCAUGUUCAGCUCCUUCUAUGCUUCUCGCUGUCCUUUAUUUUUAUAUUGUUCCGGAAAGUCUUCAUUUUCUUAUUGCCAAUAAUAGAAAGGAGAAAGCCGUAAAUUGGAUUCGUAAUGCGGAAAAAUAUGGAAAUGUUGUAAAUAAAACAAAUUUAAACACGAUGGUAGAACUGCUUGAAAGUGGAUGUUGUGACGCAAAAGGAUGCGAAAACGAUAUUAGUAAAACUAACAAAAAUUCCAGGUUCUUAAGUGUGAAAGAAUUGUUGAAUCAUAAAAUUUUUAUCAUCUAUACAUUAAUUCUCAUUUUUUUGUGGUCUAGUGAUACAUUCGUUUAUUAUGGCUUAUCGCUUUACACUACUCACUUGGCUGGAAACAAAUACUGGAAUUUCGUAUUAUCAGGUCUUGUUGAACUCCCAGCUUAUAUCUUUACACCACCUGCCUUGAAAAGUAUUGGACGUAAGCGAUUCGUUGCUUUUAUGCAUUUUUUAGUUGGAUUUUCCCAUAUGGUGCUAAUAUUUAUACCACCAGGUAGGUUACUAGCUGAAAAUAAUCAGAAUAAUAAAUGGCUGUCGAUAUCCUGUUGGUUAAUUGGAAAAUUUGGAAUUUCAUCUUCAUUUAUAAGUCUUUAUGUUUAUGGUAGCGAAAUAUUCCCAACAACAAUUCGCAAUGUUUGCUUAGGUAUAUGUGUAGUGAUUGCACGACUUGGUGGUAUAAUAGCUCCGUAUGUCACUAUCCUGGGUUCAGUAAAUGCAUUGCUGCCUAUUAUCUUGUUUGGAUCAGUAGCAAUGAUUGCUGCCAUCUUCACAUUUAUUUUGCCAGAAACAAAAAACCGUGAAUUACCAUCUUCGUUGAAUGAGGCAGUGAAAGUGAACCAUUCCUAUUUGGAACAUUCGAAAUUUCGCUCACAACCUGAACCUAACAAUUCUAUCAGUCUGAAACAGACAUAA